Molecule: messenger RNA, 882 nt
Organism: Triticum dicoccoides
Lineage: Eukaryota; Viridiplantae; Streptophyta; Magnoliopsida; Poales; Poaceae
Product: probable inactive poly [ADP-ribose] polymerase SRO2
Exons: 4
Coding region: 1-795 (264 amino acids)
Molecular function (GO): NAD+ poly-ADP-ribosyltransferase activity
Source: RefSeq, a predicted model, not a curated record
AUGAAGAGGAAGAGAGGCGAGCCUGAGCUGGAGUACGGGGCCUCGUCCGAGGUGGAUGAGAGGUCCAACGAGAGCAGCGACAAGAUGCAGGGCCAGCUCCUAGCCGCUGCGCGCGGCGCCGACGGGGGCAAUGCCAAGUUCGCGUGGUAUGGCGCUCCAUCGGUGGAUGUGGCCGCGGCGGCGGUGGAGCACGGGUUCGGCAGGAUGAACAACCGGGUCCUUCUCCAUCGCGCGCACGGCGACGACGUCCACCUCUCGCUGCCUCGGUCUCCUUAUGCCAGCGCAAUGCUAGCAAAUGCAGAUGAGAACGGCGAGGCGCAUAUCAUGUUGUGCCGUGUUAUGUUGGGCCGGCCAGAGGCCAUCCCGGCCGGGUCCUCCAAGCUCCACCCCAGCAGUGACAAUUACGACAGUGCCAUCGACAACAUGCAGAACCCACAGUGGUAUGUUGUUUGGGGCAAGGACAUGAACAUGAGGAUCCUCCCAGAGUACGUCGUCAGCUUCAAGUGUCCCAACCUCCAUCAGAUGCAAGGAUCAUCGGGAGCGAACUCCACGCUAAAGAAGCCUUCGCCGGUGGCUCAUGACAUGUUUCCGACGCUUCUAGCAGAGAUCCAGUGGUUCAUGCCAUCUUCCAAGCUACAGACAUUGCAGGGGACCUACAAUUGCUUCAAGCCAGCUGCAAUGAAGUCCUCCAUAGAGAAGGGUUUGCAGAAAAUGAUCUUGGCAUCCCAGAUAAGCAGGUCGGGGUCAAAGCCGGUGCCCGGGGGAUUUCAAUGGAUCACCAACACGAGAAACUGAAAUGGCAGGACCAGAAAAGAUGGUCCCAGAUCUCACUGCAGCCGGAUGUGCAAGAACACAUCAAUGAUCAUCUGUGAGACUGUGACA